AUGUCACUUCCGUUCCCAAUGCCGUUCCCAUCGUCGAGGCGGUACCGUUGCCCUUGCCUCCGCCACCUAUUCGUCGCCCUCCCUUCCCCUUACCUUCGCGCUCGCUUCCCCUGCCCGUCGCGCUCCCGUCUCCUUCCCAUCGCGCACCCUGCCCUGUUCCCUCGCUUCCCCUGCCCGUCGCGCUCCCUUUUCCUGCUCGUCGCGCUCCCUUCUCCUGUUCGUCGCGCUCCCUUCUCCUGCUCGUCGCGCUCCCUUCUCCUGUUCGACGCGCUCCCUUCUCCUGCCCGUCGCGCUCCAUUCCGUCACUUAUCAUUUCUGUCACUCAUACGCUUCUCCCCCUUCCCUACGCGCUAUUCCCCCUUCUCUACUCGCUGCUCCCCUUCCCUAGACGCUGCUCCCCCUCCCUACGCGCUACUCCCCCUCCCUACGCCCUGCUCCCCUUCCCUACGCGCUGCUCCCCUUCCCUACGCGCUGCUCCCCUUCCCUACGCGCUACUCCCCUUCCCUACGCGCUACUCCCCUUCCCUACGCGCUACUCCCCUUCCCUACGCGCUACUCCCCCUCCCUACGCACUGCUCCCCUUCCCUACGCGCUGCUCCCCUUCCCUAUGCGCUGCUCCCCUUCCCUACGCGCUACUCCCCUUCCCUACGCGCUACUCCCCUUCCCUACGCGCUACUCCCCUUCCCUACGCGCUACUCCCCCUUCCCACUCAUCCCUUCUCCUUCCUUUCCGUCUCGCCUUCUCUCCUUCCUUCCCUCUGUCCAUUCUCCAAAGAGUAGGGAGGGGGACUGAAGAGACCUUUAUUCCCUCCCGCCUCACUCGCUCCCCUUGCUCACUCAGGCAACCGCCUUGCAUCGGGCCUGUCACUCACAAACUUACAUGUGACACUCACUCCCGUUCUACAAACUCACUCCCCUCCUCUCCUCUCCCUUUCCUCGUGUCCUUCCCUCCGUUUCCCCCCCUGUCCCUUCCCUCCCGUUCCCCGUGUCCUUCCCUCCGUUUCCCACCUUGUCCCUCCCUCCACCUCCCCCCUGUCUUUCCCUCCGAUUCCCCCCUUGUUCCUCUCUCUCUUUCCCUGUGUCCUUCCCUCCUGCCCCCACCUUCCCCCUCCCUUCCUUUCCUCCAUUCCUAA
Molecule: messenger RNA, 1131 nt
Organism: Closterium sp. Naga37s-1
Lineage: Eukaryota; Viridiplantae; Streptophyta; Zygnematophyceae; Desmidiales; Closteriaceae
Source: the annotation of a GenBank genome assembly